Molecule: messenger RNA, 1088 nt
Organism: Antrostomus carolinensis (chuck-will's-widow)
Lineage: Eukaryota; Metazoa; Chordata; Aves; Caprimulgiformes; Caprimulgidae
Gene: EIF2B2
Product: eukaryotic translation initiation factor 2B subunit beta
Exons: 6
Biological process (GO): translational initiation
Cellular component (GO): eukaryotic translation initiation factor 2B complex
Molecular function (GO): guanyl-nucleotide exchange factor activity; translation initiation factor activity
Source: RefSeq, a predicted model, not a curated record
GCUUCAUGGGCGCAGCGAGGAGAGUGACCAGCAAGAAUCCCUGCACAAGCUCCUGACCUCCGGAGGACUGAGCGAGGAUUUCAGGACCCCUUAUCCUCCCCUCAGAGCUAAUGUUAUUGAAGCUAUUAACGAGCUGCUAAUAGAGCUAGAGGGCACCACCGAUAACAUCGCCAUGCAGGCGCUGGAGCACAUCCACUCCAACGAGGUGAUCAUGACCGUCGGGUACUCGCGCACCGUGGAGGCCUUCCUGAAGGAAGCUGCCCGCAAGAGGAAGUUCCAGGUGAUCGUGGCGGAGUGUGCGCCGUUCUGCCAGGGUCAUGAAAUGGCUGUCCGACUGUCGAAGGAGAACAUUGAAACUACUGUCAUGAGUGAUGCAGCUAUUUUUGCUGUCAUGUCUCGAGUCAACAAGGUCAUAAUUGGUACGAAGACAAUCCUGGCCAACGGCGCCCUGAUUGCUGUGAGUGGGACGCACACUCUGGCCCUGGCAGCUAAACACCACUCCACUCCGCUCAUCGUCUGCGCCCCCAUGUUCAAGCUUUCACCGCAGUUCCCUAAUGAAGAAGAUUCAUUCCACAAGUUUGUGUCGCCACAGGAGGUGCUGCCGUUCACAGAAGGGGAGAUCCUGGCAAAGAUCAAUGUUCACUGCCCGGUGUUUGACUACGUCCCUCCAGAACUAAUUACUCUCUUCAUUUCUAACAUUGGGGGUAAUGCGCCUUCCUACAUCUACCGCCUCAUGAGUGAGCUCUACCAUCCAGAUGACUAUGAACUCUAAAGUCACUCUCCAGACUUUUCCUGUCUUUCUCUGUAGAAAGAUACAACAGCUAACUAAAGUGUAUGUUGCAAAGAUGGGUUGCUGUGGGGAAUCAGUGGGAAAUUUGUUCAGCACAAUGUCUUUCCUACCCAAAAGCAACAGAAGGCAGAGCUUUUGUACUGGUAUCGAUCCCUGUGCUGUGUGACGAGCCGCAUGGAGCUGCUAACCCACUUUGAUUCGGAAAGAGCAAGGCAUGCGUGUAACUCUGGGGCAGCUAAGCUGUUACCUCAAAGUGUGCUGCAAUAAAGGCUGUUUACAGUCAUCUCGCUGUUAAGCA